Molecule: messenger RNA, 1442 nt
Organism: Corticium candelabrum
Lineage: Eukaryota; Metazoa; Porifera; Homoscleromorpha; Homosclerophorida; Plakinidae
Product: calumenin-like
Exons: 6
Coding region: 286-1224 (312 amino acids)
Cellular component (GO): endoplasmic reticulum
Molecular function (GO): calcium ion binding
Source: RefSeq, a predicted model, not a curated record
UAUUUUGCUGCUUUUCUAUUUGUCAGCUGCUAGUCCACAGCUACAUACAAUAGUACACGUGCAGUCAUCACAUUUGGUCACGUGCAGGGACUUUCCCUCAUGACUAAUUAGCACCAAUCAAACACACAAAAGAGUAAUUGCCUGCACCAUUUCGCAUUCGUGCUCGCGAUCGUCCAAUCAGACGUCUCCACGCCAGCGGCUGCAACACAUGUAGCAAGCAUGUAACACUCAUAAAUAUCCACUAUCCCGUAUAACACCCGUCUGGAACACUCCAGAACACUUGCAAUGGCCAGGCUUCUGCAUUCGCUGCUGAUCGCCGCUUCUAUAGCAUUAGCAGUCUCCAGAUACGCGCACAUACAUCGUGCACAUCUGGAGGAAGGUCACCACGUGGACGGCAAACACAACGUCGAGUUCGAUCAUGAGGCAUUCCUGGGAAAAGAAGAAGCCAAGAAACUCAGCGACUUGACACAGGAAGAAGCCAAAGAGAAGCUGAGAGAUAUUGUGAAGAAGAUCGACAAAGACAGUGAUGGGUUUGUGACAGUGGAGGAGCUCUCUGAUUGGGUGAAUUAUGUUCAUGACAAAUUUGUUUGGGAUGACACGAAGAGGAGGUGGGCAGAAUAUGAUGGAGACGGGGAUGGAAAGUUGACAUGGCCUGAAUACUUGAGGAGGGGUUAUGGAUCAGAUCCCGAGGAAAAACUUGCAGAACGGCCAAACUACAAAGUUGGACUAAAGUAUGACAAGCGACGAUGGGAGGUCGCUGAUGCUAAUGGAGACAAAGUUCUUGUGAUUGAGGAAUAUUUUACUUUUGUUCAUCCUGAAGAAACAAAUGAAACGAAACACAUUUAUGUAGAGGAGAUUUUUGAGACGAUGGACAAGGACAAAGACGGAUUUGUAUCUCUUGAAGAAUAUAUUGAGGAUCUGUAUCCGUCUGAUCAGAGAGAAGGCAACGAUGAACCAGAUUGGGUCAAAGCUGAACGCGAAAGUUUUACCGAAUCUCGAGACGUGAACAAGAAUGGAAAGCUGGACAAGGAAGAAUUAAUGGAAAUGCUGGCACCUGAUAACUAUAAUCAAGGUGAUGCAGAAUCUCGUCAUCUAAUCUUUGAAGCAGAUAGUGACAAGGAUAACAAAUUGAGUGAGAGUGAAAUCAUUGAAAAGUAUGACCUAUUUGUGGGAAGUCAAGCGACCGAAUUUGGUGAAGCUCUCACAUGGCGUGAUGAACUGUAGAAGUUGUUUUUCUCUCUAGCUUGACUUGAUUGCUUGACGUCGAUCUCGUUUUACAUCUUCUCUGCUUCUAUUUCUUUGAGUUACAGACAGUGAGAGCAUGAAAAUUAUGAAUCCUUUCCUCUGAUAAACUACUGAAAAGUUUAGAAUCUAUAGAACAAGCUGCAUGUGUCAAACAAUGUCUGUGUAAUAAGAGCACGCAUUGCAUGAUCAAUGUCAAC